Molecule: messenger RNA, 2691 nt
Organism: Pediculus humanus corporis (human body louse)
Lineage: Eukaryota; Metazoa; Arthropoda; Insecta; Psocodea; Pediculidae
Exons: 6
Coding region: 1-2691 (896 amino acids)
Source: RefSeq, a predicted model, not a curated record
AUGGAAAAUUCCGUUAAUAUUUUGAAGAGUAAAAAAAAAAAAAAAAAAAUGGCUGAGGUUUUAAAAAAUUCUAGAAAUAUUAAAAAUACAAAUUCCCGUGGUAAAAGUCAAUACAUAAGCAAAGUAAAAUGUUCGACGCUUCAAACUCCUUCAAAUUAUCCAGGGAGUGAAAAUAAAAUUAUGUUGGGAUUAAAAGAUCUCAACGACGAGGAUUCUUUUUGCGAAUAUGAAAAAAAAUCAAGCAACAGAAUGUUUUUGGGUGAAUCGGUUACACUUCAUAAAAAAAACGAAUCAACUAAAGGUACCGAUUUGGGUAGUUGUUUAAGUCAAUGCGAACAAGAAAAUUCAAAAGCAUUUAUUGGAUCUUUGGGCUCGUGGAUCAACGAUUUUUUCAAUGUUCAAAAUAAAAGGCCGAACACGGAACCGAAAAUAAAAACGAAAACAUUUCUAGAAGAAACACUGUGCGACGAAGACACGGAAUAUUUUAAAUCUAUAAACAUAUUAAAAGAACAAUUUAGAAAAAAACUUAAAAGUAAAACGAGCAUACAAAUUUUGAACGGGGAUAAAUUAUUACAUUUUAGUUUUAACGAAAAAACUCCAAAGAAAAAAUCAAAUUCGAUGUUUUUUACAAAAUUAUUAGUACAAAAAGGUUCAAUUGAUAAAACAAAUGGUGGUUCAACACAAGAAGAAGUUGAAGAAGAAGAAGAAGAAGUCCCUGAUUUUUUAAAUGCUCCUCCUCCUGCUGCUGCUCCUACCACUACUGUUACUACUACUAGUACCACGUUGGAACCGGCUGGAAAACCGAAUGAUGAAAUUUCAAUGCAAUUAUACAGAUCGAAAAACAGUCUGGAUUUAAGUCAAUCCGUAAUUAUUCGUAAAAAAUCAAAUAAAAAAAAAAGGUCGAACACGGAAAUAUUAGACGAAUUUGGUUUUCAUUCGUCUAAAGAACUUCCUAAAAAAUUACUUUUAAACGUACGUGACCAAGAUAAAAGAACGUCGCAACUUUACAAGGCCAUGCAAGUCGGAGUUCAAGAAGCACAAAGAAAGAGUAAAUCGUAUCAGAAUAGCACGAGGUGUUACACUACAAAUGCCACCAUGGCGGACAGCAUAGAAAAUUUUAAUGCGCCUAAAGAAAAAAAAGAAAAUGUUCUUUCUCUUUCUACCGGACGUAGAAAAGUACUCGCGGGAUUCACGAGAGACAAUUCGACGUACGUUAAAGUCAGACCGCAGAAAUCUGUGAACGUACCUUUUGAAACUUCAAAAACAGAUUUCAAAUUGUCAUCAGACGAUUUGGUAAAAUAUCUUAUGAAAAAAGUCAAAGCCAAUCAUAAACCGGUGAAAAUAAAAAAGAAAGCAAUCAACGUGGGAUCAGUAACACCGACUGCGAUGACUUCGGCACAUGCGACUAUUUCAACGAGUUUCGUACCUGCUACGGCACAGAAUAAAAGUAAAUUCAUGCAAUCGGCGACAAGUUCAUUGGUGACGAACGUAUUGUCGAAAAAAGAAAAUGAUUUGUUGUUAACUAUAAAAAACAAUGCGCGACAUUUGGCGGAUAAAAAUGAAUCGUCUUCGAAACCGUGGGUCGUCAAACGUGAAAAUGGUAGGUUGGAAACGAAAAGAACGUCAGCACAAAAUAAAUUCGAUAAGAGUUCUUAUCUCUCUGACGACAUAAACGAAAUGAAAGACAAUUUGCUGUUGGAUAAAACUACGAAAAAUUCAAAAAAAUUAUUAAUAAAACAAGAUGCGAGUGAUAAAUUUAUAAAAAGAGAAGAAGUCAAAAGUAUGCUUUCGAAAAUCGAUUUCAAAUCGGAAACAUAUAAAUUAAAUAAACACAAACAAAAAGAAAUGAAAAAAAAAUCAUUUCCGGCCAAUGUUGGCGGUGAUUUAACCGACAUAUUACAUAUUGAUAAUCCAAAUGCUAGGUUUCAACUUCAACACGAACUAUUUAAAAAUAGUCCGAGAAAUUUCGAACAAAGCCCCAAUUCAAAUGAAGUCGAAGAAACAUACGUUGACAAUGAUGAAUCUAAAUUAAAUUCAGAAGUUGGUAGUAGUGGUGGUGGUGUAGGGUCACCAUCGAAAGAAUUAGCCGUUAUAAGUAAUAAUUACGAAUUGAUACCGCAACCCAACGAUAACGAUCCAAAAGAAUUAUCAGAAAUAUCAAUUAAUAAUAAAGAAAUUUUUAAUUUAAAAAAUUCUGAUUGUUUUAAUAUCGAUGAUGAAACGACAACAACAAUCGGGAAAAAUUCAAUUCCGGAUAUAGAUAUUAAUGAUAAUACUAAUAAUCAUUUAUUACAAAAUGAUAAUUCGAAAGAUUUAUUGGAUCUUUCCCCUUGUUCGCAACCGUUAAACGAUAUAUCGAAAUCGAAAGACAAUUUCGAUUCUUUUAAGGCUGCUUUCGAUGAUAAUAAUAUUGUGACCGUUAAAACGGAAGAAUUUCCUAAAUUCAAAAGAAGGUUUUCGGAAAAUUUAGCAAACGAAGUUGCUAAAAGAAAAUGGCCGAUCACUCAAAAUAAAAGUCAUAAUUCUAAUGUUGUUCAUAAUGUAAAAGCGAAAGAUUCGAAUAGAGAAAAAAAAAUAAAUAAAAGGAGAGACAAAGGAAAAAAACAUGAAUUAAUUGUUGAUGAAUUAACUGAUAUUUGCGGUUAUGAUAAAACUAAAAAAAUUAUUUCGAAUUGUGAUGAAGAAACGUAA